Messenger RNA from Penicillium angulare, 585 nucleotides. RefSeq lists its product as uncharacterized. Gene Ontology annotation, biological process: regulation of mRNA processing; spliceosomal complex assembly. The transcript has 2 exons. The record is from RefSeq and is a predicted model, not a curated record. The coding region runs from base 1 to 585 and encodes 194 amino acids. Lineage: Eukaryota; Fungi; Ascomycota; Eurotiomycetes; Eurotiales; Aspergillaceae.
AUGCGAGCGCUUGUUUCAAGAUUUGUAAAGGCUGCCUCCUAUUUCAGGUGCUCCAGCACUGAAUUGACCCCGAGACUUGCAAAAAUUACUCCCUAUCUCAGACCCUUCAGCACUGGACUAUCCCCGAGAUACUAUAGUCCCCUGUCAAGAGUCACCACGCCACAUUCCCUUCUUCCUCUGCGACAGUUGCCCACGUCAGGUUUCGUUACUCUUGACCCAAAUGAGGAGAUUGAAGAAGAACAGCUUGAUGAAUAUGAGGCAAUGAACUAUUAUCCGGUGUGCCUUGGUGAAAUCUUCAAAUCCAAAUACCAAGUUGUUUCUAAACUUGGUUAUUCGGAGACCUCUACCACUUGGCUUUGUCGGGAUCUCAUACAUGGCUUCAAAGUUUUGAAAGUCUUUGUUCUUACCGAGGACGUUUGUUGGGACUUUACUGAAGAGGUUGAAGUUGCCCAGCACCUCCAAGGCAUCCAGAGGCGGAUUGGCCAUUCUCACCCGCAUGAGAACUACCUGAGCUCGCUUGACCUUGCUGAGGAGUCAUUCAAAAUCCUUGGCCCCAGCGGAAAUCACACCUGUUUAGUCUUUUGA